Messenger RNA from Tigriopus californicus, 3830 nucleotides. It is a transcript of the gene Nc73EF, whose product is annotated as 2-oxoglutarate dehydrogenase complex component E1-like. The record is from RefSeq and is a predicted model, not a curated record. NCBI's taxonomy places the organism in Eukaryota, Metazoa, Arthropoda, Copepoda, Harpacticoida, Harpacticidae. Gene Ontology annotation, molecular function: oxoglutarate dehydrogenase (succinyl-transferring) activity; thiamine pyrophosphate binding. The transcript is spliced from 15 exons. Gene Ontology annotation, cellular component: mitochondrion; oxoglutarate dehydrogenase complex. The coding region runs from base 345 to 3407 and encodes 1020 amino acids. Gene Ontology annotation, biological process: tricarboxylic acid cycle.
UGGGCCAAAGGCCACCCUCACUCACUCUCUCUCUCUCCUCAGCUCCAUCCAUCCAGCCAUUGCUCAAGGCCUAAAUCAGCCUUCUUAAACACAACAGCUGAAAUCCUGGCAGGGUCGCCCUCUUUGGACUUGUGCUUGAUCGAGUGUGUGCCUUUUCUGUCCUUGCUCUGAUUGUAUGUAUACGUCGUCCAUUGGGCUGAGACGUACGUGAAGACACGAAGAGCUUAAGAGGCCAAGAGGCUAAGAAGCUCAGGAGCCACCUUCAAGGGACACAGGGAAACAAGGACACAAGGACACAGACGGAAGUGCGGCCUUGAUUCGGGUGUGAGUGAACACGCAGGAGCAUGCAUCGUACGGCCACGGGCACCCGACGGGCCCUGUCCUCGCUGGUGCGAGGGGGUGGGGUGGUCACCACGCCUCAUGGCACGGCCAGUCCGGUCCAUAAAUCGUACUUGGCCCUGCGCCCUGCCUCCUCGUCUUCGGUGGACGAGUCCCAUUUGAGCGGCACGGCGGCCCCCUACAUCGAAGAGAUGUACGAAUCCUGGACAGUCGACCCCAAAAGCGUGCAUGCCUCGUGGGACGCCUACUUCCGCGGAUCCCAUUACACGCCGCCACCCAAUUUGGCCAACACCAAAGCCAAUGAAAUCCCCUUGUCGGCCUUGGCCGGAGCUUUCUCGGGUGUGGAAAUGGGCUCGAGUGCCAAACCUUCCUCCAAAGUGAUAGACGCCCAUUUGGCCGUCCAAGCCACCAUCAGAUCCUAUCAGGUCCGAGGCCAUUUGGCCGCUCAGACGGAUCCUUUGAACCUGAACAACAUGAACCGAGAUGAUGCCCAAAAGUUGAUCAUCCGAAGUGUGACCGUCCAAGAAGCUGACAUGGACAGCGUGUUCCAAUUGCCUUCUACCACGUGGAUUGGCGGCAAGGAUAAAAAGUUACUCUCUCGUUAUUUUCAGGAAAAGGCUCUACCUCUCCGCGAAAUCAUCACUCGCCUCGAGAAUGUCUAUUGUGGCUCCAUUGGCGUUGAAUUCAUGCACAUCCACGACCUGGAUCAGGUGAACUGGAUCAGGGAACGCAUGGAGACUCCUGGCUCGUUAAAGCUGAGUAAUGAUCAGAAGCGUCUUCUUUUGGCCCGGAUUUCGCGAUCCGCGGGUUUCGAGAACUUCUUGGCCAAGAAGUGGAGCUCGGAGAAGCGGUUCGGUCUUGAAGGAGUGGAAAUGCUCAUCCCGUGCAUGAAGCAGAUCGUGGACAAGUCCACGGAUUUCGGCGUCGAGUCCGUCGUCAUGGGCAUGCCUCAUCGUGGACGAUUGAACGUGCUGGCCAAUGUGUGUCGGAAACCUUUGGAGCAGAUCUUCACCCAAUUCGCGGGAUUGGAAGCCGCCGAUGAGGGAUCUGGAGAUGUCAAGUACCAUUUGGGCACCUAUAUCGAGCGUUUGAAUCGUGCCACCAAUAAGAACAUCCGUCUCGCCGUCGUGGCUAAUCCAUCGCAUCUGGAGGCGGUCAAUCCCAUUGUGGAGGGUAAGGUGAAGGCUGAGCAAUUCUAUCGCGGUGACACGGAGGGCAAGAAGGUCAUGUCCAUGUUGCUCCAUGGAGACGCAGCUUUUGCCGGCCAAGGGGUGGUCUACGAGACCUUUCACAUGAGUGAACUCCCCGAGUAUACCACCCAAGGGACCAUCCAUAUCGUGGCCAACAACCAGAUUGGUUUCACCACCGACCCCAGGUUCUCGAGGUCCUCGCCAUACUGUACGGAUGUGGCCCGUGUUGUGAAUGCACCCAUUUUCCACGUAAACGCCGACGACCCUGAGGCCGUGAUGCACGUGUCCAACAUAGCCGCCGAAUACAGAUCUACGUUCCACAAGGAUGUGGUGGUGGAUCUGAUCGGGUACCGAAAGUUUGGUCACAACGAGAUCGAUGAGCCCAUGUUCACCCAGCCGAUCAUGUAUCAAAUCAUCAAGAAGCACAAGAACGUGCUCGAUAUCUACUCCAAGAAGCUUAUCGAUGAGGGUGUUGUCACCAAGGACGAAGUCGACGCUGUCAUUGAUAAGUAUGACAAGAUUUGCGAAGAGGCCUACAAGAAGGCCGGCGAGGAGAAACAAACCUAUCACAAGCAUUGGUUGGAUUCGCCGUGGUCCGGAUUCUUCGAAGGCAAAGACCCCAUGAAGGGAUCUCCUACGGGUGUGCAUGAAGAGACCUUGACCCACAUUGGCAAGCGUUUCUCGUCCGGCCCUCCCAAUGCCGGAGACUUCAAAAUCCACCGAGGCUUGGAGCGUAUCUUGAAAAGCCGCAUGGAAAUGGUGGAGAACCGCCAAAUUGAUUGGGCUUUGAGCGAGGCCCUCGCUUUCGGCUCUCUCAUGAAGGAGGGAAUCCACGUCCGUCUGUCCGGACAGGAUGUCGAGCGUGGCACGUUCUCCCAUCGACACCACGUGCUUCAUCAUCAAACCAAGGAUAUGUCCACCUAUAACGCCUUGGCCAAUCUCUAUCCGGAUCAGGCCCCAUACUCUGUGUGCAAUUCCUCGCUGUCUGAAUACGGCGUGGUCGGGUUCGAACUGGGCUACUCGAUGACGAAUCCCAAUGCCCUGGUGCUUUGGGAGGCUCAGUUUGGAGACUUCUCUAACACGGCCCAAUGUAUCAUCGAUCAGUUCAUCUCGAGUGGUCAGGCCAAAUGGGUGCGACAAUCGGGUAUGGUGAUGCUCCUACCCCAUGGGAUGGAGGGUAUGGGACCCGAGCACUCCUCGGCCCGACCCGAGCGGUUCCUCCAGCUCUCGGCCGACGACCCCGAGUACUUCCCGCCCAUCGAGGAUGAGUUCGAGAUCAAGCAGUUGUCUCAUAUCAACAUGAUCGUGGCCAAUUGCUCCACGCCCGCCAACUACUUUCACAUCCUCCGACGACAAAUCGCGCUUCCCUUCCGAAAGCCUCUGAUCGUGAUGACCCCGAAAUCCUUGCUCCGUCACCCGGAGUGUCGAUCCAGUUUCGACGAGAUGCUGCCCAACACCAACUUCCGCAGAGCAAUCCCCGAUGAGGGACCGGCCUCAGAAAAUUCCGAGGGCGUCAAGAAGCUGAUCUUCUGUACUGGCAAGGUCUACUACGACCUCAUCAAGGCCCGACGAGACCAAGGUUUGGACGACAAGAUUGCCAUCUCACGGAUCGAACAGAUCAGCCCGUUUCCUUUCGAUUUGGUCAAGAUGGAUUUGGACAAGUACUCGAAUGCGGAAGUGGUGUUCGCUCAAGAGGAGCAUAAGAACCAAGGAGCCUGGACCUAUUGCCAACCUCGGUUCCAGACUGCCAUGGGUGGAUAUGAUCGUCGAAUCAAUUAUGUCGGGCGAGAGGUUGCCCCUUCGCCCGCUACCGGAUCCAAGGCCCAACACAACAAGGAAUUCAAAGCCAUGAUCAGUGACGCCAUGAACGUUUCUUAAUAGCCAAUGACGAUAUUCAACAACACUCACAAUCAUCCACACAACUGUUAUUAUUUAAGCAAGUCUGACACGAAGAACAAGAUGAAGCCUCAUGAACAGAUGAGAAGAGAGUACCUGGGGUUCAAGGAUCACCAAGUGCUGCUUGCAAUUGAACGAUCCCCCAUCCCCUCCUGUUGUCUGAGAAGAAAAAUAGUGCGAUCAAAAACAAUGUGCCCCCCUCAAUUGGUGAUAUCAAAAUAUUCAACUUCAGUACCCCAAGUUGAUCAAUCAAGGUCCUUCUAGUCAUCAAUCGACAACCAAGUGAUGGAUGAACUUCGAGGGACUGUGGGGGAAUGUAAAUACAAGAGGAGUUACACUGAAACCAAAUCCUCAUUUGACACAGAUCAAACGUAAAAUCUGCUCGAAAUAAAUGAUGAGUCCGAA